This is a messenger RNA of Eremothecium sinecaudum, 861 nucleotides long. RefSeq names its product GET complex subunit GET2 (gene GET2). Gene Ontology annotation, cellular component: GET complex. The transcript has a single exon. Gene Ontology annotation, biological process: retrograde vesicle-mediated transport, Golgi to endoplasmic reticulum; protein insertion into ER membrane. Lineage: Eukaryota; Fungi; Ascomycota; Saccharomycetes; Saccharomycetales; Saccharomycetaceae. Bases 1 to 861 code for a protein of 286 amino acids. The record is from RefSeq and is a predicted model, not a curated record.
AUGUCUGAAUUAAGUGAGUCUGAAAAGCGUCAGCUGCUACGUGAAAGAAGAAAGCAGAAGUUUUCUAAUGGCGCUGGUUCAACUAGAUUGAGUAAGAUUACAGGUCAACAAUCGGGUAGCUUUCUGCCAACUGAAUCACCUUUGGAUAGACCAAAGAGUUCAGGUUCUUCAGCGGGGGACUUGAAUAUUCAAGAUAAGGAUGAUUUUUUUGCAGAGAUUAGCAAGAGUGCAGGUUCUGGCAUUAGCGAUAAAGGAAAGGAAGGUAAUCCUGAGGUGGCACUAUUAGAGCAGUUAAUGAACAUGAGAGGAGGACCUGAAAAGCCGGGAGCUGGUGGAAACGGUAUAGAUGAUAUAUUUUCUUCGCUAUUUCGUCAAGGUGCUCAACCAGGACCGGAAGCUGCUGGUGUGCCAUCGGCUGACAUGGUGAGUGUUUCGAUGCAUACACACCGGGCUAAGCAACUGAAAGCGUAUACGAUUCUUAUUAGAUGGGCCGUUUUGUUUCCGCUUGUAUACUUUGCAAUGACGCCACCAAGUAAUAUAAUUGGUGAAUAUAUCCAUUCGCUUCUCCAGAGAUUUAGUUUCUUUAUGAUGUUCAGUACUUUUGAGAUUGUUACUAUUAGCAUGUACUACCAGGCACUGUUGAGAUUAGAGAAAAUUAACAAAGUCAAUACUAUGAACAACACUAGCAAGCUCGUAACUUGGGCCAACUUGAUUCCUGAAGGAAUUCUUCCUGUUUCAAAUAUCCCCGGCAAAUUGACGAUUAUCAUGUAUUACUGGGAUGUUUUCUCGAUGUGUUUGACGGAUCUGUCUUUCUGCAUCGUCGCUGUUGGUGUAAUUAGCUAUUAUCAUAGUUUCGUCUAA